UACAAUUUGGAGCUGGCAGUAGCCUUAUAGCAUGGAGACGCAUUAAACAAAGUUACUAAAACACUGUUUAGUUUAAUAAAAUAACUGUUUAAGGUCAUAGUUGUAAUAUUUUUGCUCGCAAAGGGGAAUAGUUCCCAACCCCGCUAACAAAAUGCCUGUUAAAAACGAAGGGGAGGUGACUGAUGCCGAAGAGGUGUCCGGAGCUGAAUCAGAUCACUCGAACUCUAGUCAGGGCCGCGAAUCAACAGAUGAUGAGCCCAACGAAAUAGAGUCGGAUGAUGCCUCAGAGAUGGAUGCCAUAGAAAUGGAGAGGAGGCGGGCGGAGCACGUCGAAGAUUUAGCCAGCCUCGAGUUGCAAUUUGAACAAUUACGCGAGCAGUACUACCAAGAACGUAGCAAACUAAUCGAGAAACAAAUAGCAGACGUACGAAAUGAACGAUCCGACGAGUACUUAAUUCCACUGAAGGAGCUGGACAAAGCCUACCGCAAUCGGAUAGAAGUGGCAGAAAAACUACGUCAAUUUCGAUUAGAAAAUAUUGACCAUAAGCAUCAAUCUGAAGAACAAGCAGCAAUGCAAAACUUGGAGAGCGAAAAACAACUCCUUCGGGAUCAGUUAGAUGAAGACAUUGUAGACAAGAUAAGACGUCUGGAAGAAGACCGGAACAAUGUCGACAUAUCUUGGACGGACUGGGCGGUUGACAAACGUGCAAGUAAAGUUCGUGGGCCUGGUAGAAAAAAACCGGUCACAGUUACCGGUCCUUACAUUGUAUAUAUGCUACGGGAAGAAGAAAUCAUGGAGGACUGGACCAUAAUUCGAAAAUCCCUCAAUCGGUCAACACAUACAGCUACUGCUGCGCCCAUAUGA
This is a messenger RNA of Anastrepha obliqua, 865 nucleotides long. It is a transcript of the gene Brms1, whose product is annotated as breast cancer metastasis-suppressor 1-like protein. Lineage: Eukaryota; Metazoa; Arthropoda; Insecta; Diptera; Tephritidae. The transcript has 3 exons. Gene Ontology annotation, molecular function: histone deacetylase binding. Gene Ontology annotation, biological process: negative regulation of transcription by RNA polymerase II. The record is from RefSeq and is a predicted model, not a curated record. Gene Ontology annotation, cellular component: Sin3-type complex. The coding region runs from base 152 to 865 and encodes 237 amino acids.